Molecule: messenger RNA, 1177 nt
Organism: Toxotes jaculatrix (banded archerfish)
Lineage: Eukaryota; Metazoa; Chordata; Actinopteri; Toxotidae
Exons: 4
Coding region: 43-804 (253 amino acids)
Source: RefSeq, a predicted model, not a curated record
AGAAGGGAGCGACAGGGGCGUCCUCUCCGCUGACAGUCCGCCAUGCUCACCCUGCUGCACCACUGUGGCAGAAACCUACUGACAUUCAGGACCGUCCAGACUGUGAGGAAGAGUUAUUACUCGGUUCAGAUGGGUAAACGCGUGGCCGUGGUGCUGGCGGGCUGCGGAGUUUAUGAUGGCAGCGAGAUCCACGAGGCCUCCGCUAUUUUGGUUCACCUUAGCAGAGGAGGUGCAACGGUAAACAUGUUCGCCCCCAACAUCGACCAGAUGCACGUGGUGAAUCAUCUGAAAGGCGAACCGUCUCAGGAGAUAAGAAACGUGUUGGUGGAGAGCGCAAGGCUGGCCCGUGGAAACAUCCUGGACCUGGCUAAACUCAAUGUCAAAGACCAUGAUGCUGUUAUAUUCCCAGGUGGUUUCGGGGCAGCGAAGAACCUCUGUACAUGGGCAGUGCAGGGGAAGGACUGCACUGUUAAUGAUCUGGUCAAGGCCGCGCUGCAGGCAUUCCACAGCGAGGGCAAACCCAUCGGCCUCUGCUGCAUCUCACCUGUCCUUGCCGCCAAGGUGUUUCCUGGGUGUGAGGUCACUGUCGGUCUUGAGAAAGAUGAAAAGUACCCUGAUACUACUGAUACCGCAGCAGCCAUCAACCAGCUGGGCUGCAAACACGUGAGCAAGUGCGUCAGCGAGAGCCACGUGGACAAGAAGAACAAGCUGGUCACCACCUGUGCCUUCAUGUGCAACGCCCCCAUCCAUGAGAUAUUCGAUGGGAUCGGAUCGAUGGUGCAGGACGUGCUGAAACUUGCUUGAUUCAACUGAAACUCUACGAACGGUGGAAACAAAGAAGGUGGUCAUGUCGUUUUAGCGAGCUAUAGCUGCCAGCUGACGUGAUUUUAAGGGGAUGAGGUAUCACCUUGAUUAGAAGCACUUCCAGAUACUCUUGAAAUAUACGUGUUUGUUAGUAGUAAUGUGCACUGCAUGGUCUAAUUCUUCAGGUUUAUCAAAAAUCUGUUUAACUCAACUGGAUUACUGGAUUAUAUUCAGAUGUAGUGGAUUGCUGUCAGAACAGUAUUGUUGACAGUUUUUUUUCCAAAAUCAAUAGCAGGCACAGUAUUGUAUAAAAAAAUGAAAUAAAAUGAAUAAAAUAUGAAAAUGAAAUAAAAUAAAAUGAAAAUGAAAAUUU